UGCGACUGACUGUCCUGGCUACCCCAGGAGAAUUCAGAGCAAGGUGUGUGUCAAACAGGAAUGGAAGCAGUGGGACUGAGAGCAAGUCUCUUGGCUGACAGGGAGAUCGUUUGCACUGCCAUCCUUCUGCCUGGGCCUGGAUCCUGGACUUCUGAGCAUUUUGCUCUCCUGGAAGCCGCUAUUCCUAUCAGCUGAUAUCUGCCUGACUCUCUCUUGUGGGGUGUGUGUGUGUGUGUGUUGAGAGAGUUUCAGGAAGGGGUGGGGCUCUAUUUCUGUUGGCAGCAAUAACAACAGGGGAGCUGUUUGUGCCUGGCAUGGUAUAUCGUGCGCUUAGCCACAGGGACCAGGCCAGCUGCAUCAUAGGCUGCCCAGCCCAAGCAUGGUGCCUACUGUGUGUCAAGCUCACGCUGCUGUUUAAUCCAACACUGGCUCUUUAUUAUUGUGGAUUUGACUGGGCUGACUCUUGGAAGAGAGGGGAGAGGGAUCACAUUGGAUGCAGAUUGCAGGAAGAGUGGACACUAUGCCCUGGAAAUGGAAUACUCUUCCGAAGGUCUUCUCAAAAUCCCCCAAAAUUAUUCAGGCACGGCGUAAACCCUCAAGGAGUCUGAGCCUAAAUCAGGCCAUGGAGGACACUUGUGAACUAGACCUGGUGUAUGUCACAGAACGGAUCAUUGCCGUCAACUUUGCAAGUUUGUCAGAGGAACAGACUUUCUGCAGCAACCUGAAGGAGGUGGCACAAAUGCUAAAAUCCAAGCAUGGUGACAGUUACUUGCUUUUUAACCUGUCAGAGAGGAGGCAUGACAUCAGCAAGCUGCACUCCAAGGUGCUGGAUUUCGGAUGGCCUGACCUGCACACCCCUGCCCUGGAGAAGAUAUGCAGCAUCUGCAAGGCCAUGGAUACAUGGCUCAACGCUGAUGCUCAUAAUGUCGUGGUUCUCCAUAAUAAGGGGAACAGAGGCCGAACGGGGGUUGUCAUUGCUGCCUAUAUGCAUUACAGCAACAUUUCAGCCAGUGCAGACCAAGCUCUAGAUCGCUUUGCCAUGAAGAGGUUCUAUGAGGACAAGGUGAUCCCAGUGGGGCAGCCAUCACAGAAGAGGUAUGUCCAUUACUUCAGUGGUCUUCUCUCUGGAACCAUCAAAAUGAACAACAAGCCCCUCUUUCUGCACCACGUCAUCAUGCAUGGAAUUCCCAACUUUGAGUCCAAAGGAGGCUGCCGACCCUUCCUCAAGAUAUACCAGGCCAUGCAGCCGGUCUACACAUCUGGAAUCUACAACGUGCAGGGGGACAGCCAGACCAGCAUCUGCAUCACUAUAGAGCCCGGACUGCUCUUAAAGGGAGACAUCUUGCUGAAAUGUUACCACAAGGAGUUUCGUAGCCCGACGCGGGAUGUCAUCUUCCGGGUGCAGUUCCACACUUGUGCCAUUCAUGACUUGGCCAUUGUCUUCAACAAGGAAGACCUGGAUGAUGCCUUUAAGGAUGAGCGGUUUCCAGAGUAUGGGAAAGUGGAGUUUGUGUUCUCUUACGGCCCUGAGAAGAUUCAAGGCAUGGAGCACCUUGAGAAUGGCCCCAGUGUCUCAGUGGACUACAACACCUCCGAUCCCCUCAUACGCAGGGACUCCUAUGAAAAUUUCAACAUGCGUCAUGAAGACAGCAUGGAGGAGGUUGGGCACACCCAGGGGCCUCUGGACGGGAGCCUCUAUGCCAAGGUGAAGAAGAAAGACUCGCUUCAUGGCAGCACUGGGGCUGUCAACACCAACCGCAUCACUCUUUCGGCAGCCCCCAACCAUAUUGAGCACACGCUCUCAGUCAGCAGCGAUUCAGGCAACUCCACUGCUUCCACGAAGACAGACAAGACCGAUGAGCAGACGGUGCCAGUGGCCCCCAGCAGCAGCGGAGGAAACAACCUUAUACUGACGCCCGAAGAGAAACGGGAGCUUGACAGCUUGCUCAGUGGCUUUGGGUUGGCAAACGAAGCUGCCAUGCAUAACCACAACCCCACUGGGGUGACCGCAGCCACCUCUGCUGCAUCAGGCCGCCACAUAGUUCCUGCUCAGGUGCAUGUCAAUGGGGAGGCCGCUGGCUUGGUGGCAGAGCGAGAAACAGACAUUCUGGAUGACGAGCUGCCCAACCAAGAUGGGCACAGCGUAGGGAGCCUGGGCACCCUGUCCUCCUUUGAUGGCACCACGAACACCAGCGACAUGGGCUACCACGAGGCCCCCCGGAUGGAGAGCCUCAACUCGUUGCCCAACGGUUCAUCCAACUUCAACGGCAUAGACAAGCUGCAUGACUCGGAGACUGUGAUCAAUGGUGGCUACCCCUACAACAACCAGAACACUUUGCGGAGCAUGAUGGGGCGUCACCCCCAGGAUCCCUAUGGGCACAUCCGGCCUUCAGUGUCUGCCCAGGAAAAUUUGGCUGACUACUACCAGCACGGCUUCCCCGCUCCAGGCUGGUUGCAGCCGCAGCUACCAGUAUCUAGCCAGCAGUACUCAUAUGGCUAUGACCCAAAUGGUAUCUAUCGCUCCCAGUCCUUCCCUACAGCUACUGCUGAGAGCCCUCAGCUCCCCCAGGCACCAGCCCGAAGCACGAGUAGCCGGGAAGCUGUCCAGAGGGGACUUAACUCUUGGCAGCAGCAAAGUGGAGGUAGCAGGCCACCAUCCCGCCAACAAGAUGGCACCCGAGAGAGUCAAAGUCUGAGUGUUUCCAGUGCAAGCCCCCAGCCGAGCCCUUCACAAGCAGCACCCUCUCACAGCAUCAGCAUCCCUGAGUUCCCCAGGGUGGCCUCCCAAAAGGAGAUAGAUCAGUCCAUCGAAGCCCUCAACAUGCUCAUGCUUGAUCUGGAUCCCUCUACCUCUGUGAUGCACAAAUCCCAGAGUGUCCCGGUGGCCUCCAGAGAAGACAGGCCACGUGCUGUGGCUCUCUCAGUGUCUGCCCAGCCUGUCAGUGGUCCUCAGGUGGUGCAACCAAAGUCUGCCAAUGCCUUUGGUCCCAUUCCAGGAAGUCCUUCACACAACUCCUUGGGCACCCCUGUGUCCCAGCUGCCUGAACCAGUACCUAAAGCUCAUCCCACGAGGCUCUUGCUCCAUAAUGCUGGAGAGCCAGAGUGUCCGGCACAGGACUACAGAGAGGCCUACUCACCGUAUGGCUAUCAGAAUCAACAGCCCAGUGCAACACAAGCCAAAAGCUAUGACCAGGGUACAGGGAGCCCUCCUACUUCUCCCAGGCCUCAUGCAAUGGCAUACACGCUCAUGGAAGGGCAGCACCCCCUGCUUUCGUCACCCCAGUCCCCGGUGAUGACAGUUCAAGCUCAGGUCCCAGCAAAGGAUGCUGAUAAUUAUGAACAAACAUCUCGGCCCUCAGAGGAAGAGCCGUUGCACCUUGAAGGACUGGUGGCCCACAGAGUAGCAGAGUACAACGCCAAACUCCGGGACAUCCGGAAGAGCAUGAAAAGCCCCCAUCCUCCUCUUCACCGACAACGAUCCUUCUCCUUUUCUGGAUUCUUGGGUCUUCUGAAUCCACCCACCUCUCCCCAAAAAGAGGUACAGUCACCACGGGAGAAGUCGCCAGAAGAAACUGAAGCCCCCAUCCGGAGACGUACCACCAGUGAAGGCCAGUAUGAGAACAGCCCCCAGGAGCCAAGCUCACCGCGAAGCCCCACUGUGCGCUCUCCAGUUCACUGUGUCUCCCCAGAAGUGGUCAGCACCAUAUCUGCCAACCCUGGAGGAAGGCCCAAGGAGCCCCAUCUGCAUAGCUACAAGGAAGCCUUUGAAGAGAUGCAGGGGACCUCGCCAAGCAGUCCACCCUCCAGCGGUGGUGAGACCUCUCCCCCAACCCCUGCUUUCCCUGUCUCACCACAAACCCCUUACAGUAACCUACUGCGCUCUCCACCAGGAUUGGCCAAGACUCCUCUUUCUGCACUGGGCCUUAAACCUCACAACCCAGCUGAGAUCUUGCUGCAGCAGACAGGAGAACUUGAUGGGGAGACAUUAGUUGAAUCUGAUGAAGAACCUCGGAGCUACGUGGAAUCAGUGGCCCGCUCCGCAGCAGCUGGCGGCGGUGGUGGAAGCAACACCAUUGGGAAGUCCCAGGCAGUCCCAGCUCCACAGGCCUACAGCACUGAGGCCCCUGCAAAGAAUGAGUCAUUCUCCAACUCCUUUGCCUCACCAAGCCCUGUUGCAGCCAGCAGCCCCAUGCACAGCAUGGAUGGGAUCUCUGUACACAGUUACCCUUCAGAGAACAGUACCAGCAUAGCCCUGCCCUCUCAGCCUUCUGCUGAGUCCAGCUUCCAAUCCACCAAUCUUUCUCAGGGGCCAUCAGUGAACAGCAGCUACCAAAACACAUCCGCAUCAACUCAGGGCCUGCCGGUCUAUAUGAACACCGACUUCCCCGAUGGCCGAGCCAGCAGUCAGCAAGAGAGCCACCUGAGGCCUCAACCCCAGGUCAGUACAGCUGGGGUCCAUGUGGUGCCUGGAAGCCCCCACUCCCUGCACAGAACAGUCGCCACCAAUACUCCCCCAAGCCCAGGAUUCGGGCGAAGAGCUGUCAACCCCAACAUGGCAGCCACUCCAGGAAGCCCAAGCAUGAACAGGCACUUAAUGGGACAGCACGGCAACCUUGUUGCAACACCUGGCAGUCCAAGCCUUGCUCGUCAUCAGCCCAUGGCAGGAGGCAGCACAUCCAUCCUCUCUGGGAGCCCCGGUCUGGAUCGGCAUAUCAUAUAUGGCUACACCACACCGGAGGAGAAGCGCCCAACUGUGUCCCGCCAAAGCAGUGCCUCAGGUUACCAAGCUCCCUCUACUCCAUCUUUUCCUGUCUCCCCGGCCUACUUCCACGGAGUCGGCAGCCCACAGUCCUCUUCCCCUGACUCCGCCGUCUACAGGCAGGGCAGCCCCACGCCACCCCAGCCACAGCUUCCAGAGAAGAGGAGGAUGUCAUCAGGGGACCGGUCCAACAGCCUCCCCAACUAUGCCACCGUGAACGGCAAGACUUCUUCACCCAUCUCCAGUGGCAUGUCCAGUCCCAGCGGUGGGAGCACUAUGGCCUUUCAUCAUACCCUGCCAGAUUUCUCCAAGUUCUCGAUGCCAGACAGCAGCCCUGAGACCAGAGCAAAUGUGAAGUUUGUCCAGGAUACCUCCAAGUACUGGUACAAGCCAGAGAUCUCCAGGGAACAAGCUAUUGCAUUGCUGAAAGACAAGGAACCGGGGGCUUUUAUCAUCCGAGACAGCCACUCCUUCCGGGGUGCGUAUGGGUUGGCCAUGAAGGUUGCUUCACCACCACCUGGCGUUGUGCAACAGAGCAAGAAAGGAGAUAUCACCAAUGAGCUGGUAAGGCACUUCCUCAUUGAAACCAGUCCUAAGGGGGUCAAGCUAAAAGGAUGCCCCAAUGAGCCAAAUUUUGGUUGCCUGUCUGCUCUGGUGUACCAGCACUCCAUCAUGCCUCUGGCCUUGCCCUGCAAGCUGGUCAUUCCUGACCGAGAUCCCAUGGAGGAAGCAAAAGAGACCACUUCAUCAAGCAACUCAGCAACAGACCUGCUCAAACAAGGAGCAGCCUGUAAUGUUCUCUUCAUUAACUCGGUGGAGAUGGAGUCAUUAACAGGGCCACAGGCCAUUGCCAAAGCGAUCACUGAGACACUGGCCUCCGACACCCCACUCGCUGCUACUAUUGUCCACUUCAAAGUCUCAACGCAAGGAAUCACCUUGACAGACAACCAGAGGAAACUCUUUUUCAGACGACAUUAUCCCAUUACCACUGUCACUUUCUGUGACGUGGACCCGCAGGAAAGAAAGUGGACUAAGUCGGAGAGCGGGGGAUCAGCAAAACUCUUUGGCUUUGUGGCCAGGAAGCAAGGCAGCACAACAGACAAUGUCUGCCACCUCUUUGCAGAAUUGGACCCUGAUCAGCCAGCGGCUGCCAUUGUCAACUUUGUUUCCAGGGUCAUGCUUGGCUCCUCUCAGAAGAGAUGAACUGCUGCCUUCCCCCUGCAGGGGGCUUCUUGCCCUUGAAUUUUGAAGAAGGACUUGGAGUUGUUCCGAGAAUGAGUGCGAGGAAGUGCGUUGUGAAAGAGGGAAGUGGACCAAUGGGGGGAGAGAGAGAGAGAAUGAGAGAGAGAAAACAAACCGGUCUGAAUUGUUGGAGGGCCCAAACCAACAAAUGUACGUACAUAGCAGAAACCAAGGAAAUGCCAAAUUCAGGAGGUAGAGACAAUCUUGGCUUUUGGAUCAGCAUGAAAUCAGAGAAUUCAGCCCCCUCAGGCCAAAGCACGGAUUUUAUUAACCUUUGUGGGGUAGGACUAUAUUGUAGUUGCUUGUUUAGAAAAUAAGGCAAAAAACAAACAAAAACAAAUCAUGAAUUAUGUGAACUGCAGGAAUCACAUUAAGAGACAUGCCAAACAAGCAAUCAUUGGACCCAUUUCUGAAAGUUCUUGCUCCCAACUCUUCAACUGCUGAAUGUACAAAGGUGUGUGUGUGUGCGCGCGCAUGUGUGUGGUAUGCACAUAUUUUAAUGUGUAUCUGUGGAAAUCUGCAGUGUUAGGGUCAUGCCUCUGGUGAAUGCUGAGUGGUUUUUUCCAGAAUUUUUACCUGUGGACACCUGCAUUUUCCUCCUUCUCCAAGGUCAUAUCACUCCAACUAGAGGAAAGCAUCUUGAGCAGCCACAAGUAGUGUAAGAUUCAUCAUGGAAGUGGGAAGUUCUGAUUUUAACCGGUAGUCACACACACGCACGCACGCACGCACGCGCAUGUGCACAAAUACAUUUGUACAUACAAGUUAUGGAGCAGGGAGUUUCUUCCUAGCUAAUUUUAGGAGCAUGCUAGACAAAGCAGGAAUAUCUUCUGGUCUCUAUGCAAUGAGGGUCAUGUUAGAUCCUUUGAAGAGAAAAACUGGCCCACAGCCCCUGUCCCUAUUUCAUUUUUAAUACCAGCAACUUGGGAAUGCCAUUUCUUUUAUGUGUAAGAUUAAAACAACCCUGCCCAGGUUUCUCCCUACUCGUUUGGGAGGCAUGCACGUGGUUUUGUAUGUUGCAUGGAAAUGACUCGUAGCUUAAGAUAAGAUGAAUGAUCCAGUCAUGGGGGUGGGGGGGAUUCUGUUUUGAAGAUACUAGGGAUAAUCUUUAAAAAGAGCCAGCUUGGGGUAAGUUCUGGCUUAAGGGAGGCCAUAGUUGUUACAAACACCAGUGGCUCUGUGUGAACCGUCUACUGGAGGUUCAGCGUGGGGGAUGUAGCAAAAUGAGCUUAUAAUUUUGCCUCAUUCAGCUUUGCUUCAGCUUCCCAGGGUAUGGAGCAUCAGAUCUUGCAGUGACUUGCUAGCCAACAGUUGGCAGCAUGGUCUUUGACUGGCAUUGGGUCUGGAAAGAGAGGCAGCCCCACUAGCUUGCAAAUAGGUUGUUCAGAGCAACAUCUUACCCAUCUCCACAGUGUAGCCACCAAGGAACUAUGUAUUUUCCUAUUUAACAUCACCAGUCCUUCCACAAGCAUGACUUCUGGCAUUCCUAGUGGGGGCCACCCAAGCCCUGCCCAUUGACUCUGGGCACCUUUGUCGAGGAGAGGGUGAGUGGUCAAGAGAGGUCUCUUGGGUUGGGGAGAGGUCUAUCACACAGACUUCCUAUAGCAUCGUAGGGAGUUUCUCUCCAUCCUCUCUGAGAUCUGUGAUUGGCAAGUCCCAGAUACAAACUCUUGUGGUGAGUGGAUGAAACAAUGAUCCCAUGUGUCAGAUCCCAUGUCUUUAUUGUGAGUUCUUCCAUCUCUGUUUAAAGCUAGGGCCAAAGCCCUGCUGAAAGCAAGUCAUGGUUGCCUUGCCAUGUCAGCGGCCCAAAGGGAGCUGGCCAAAGGUGUCAGAAGAGGCGGACAUGGACAGCCACAGUGCGAGUCAAUGAUAAAGACCAUCCAUCUGAGUGGGAUGGUGUAACGUGGUGUCCUGCAGCAGCAAGGGGUUGGACCCAGUGGCCUUCAUGGCCCCUUCCAGCUCUACUCUUCUAUGAUUCUACGAAGUGGGCUGUAAGUUCAGCCCAUCUUCUCAAUAACACUGAAUAGUUGUUCCAACUUCUUUGGGUGGGUUGGGCUGCUAUCCUCCAACAGGGUUCAAGGGCCUCAAUGAAAAACCAUUGAUGAAAAGCUGUCGCCUCUAAAAUACCACCUUGGUUUUGAUAAAGCAGAACCUGAAAUAGUGCGGAAACAAGACAUUUAGGGAUAGACCGUGAGUUGAUGAGACACUUCAGUUUGAAGUCUUGCAGCGUACAGUCCAAAAUAUCAACUCCAAGUCAUGCAGCCACCUAAAUUCCCCUAGAGAGUGUACCUCUCACAUUGCCUUGAUAUAAUAUAUGUAUGUAUGUAUGUAUGUAUGAAAUAUAAUGACAAAAUAAUGUAAGCUAAUCAAAAAAAUUUAAAAAGUGAAAUUUACACAAAAAGUAUUUAUUUUUUGACAUACUGCUUUUAUCUAUCUUUUAUUUUCUCCAGUAUCUGCAGUUCCCCCCAUUUUCCCUCUCCCCCACCCAUGUUGUAGUCUCUUGUAUGUAUAACUUAGUGCAAAGUGCGUAUUUGGUUAGCAUUAUUGACAUGGCAAGGUUUCAGAAAGUGAUGCCGGUCCUCCCAAGCCCCCAGAAGCCAUGUCUUUUGAUACUGUACCAUGGGGAAAUGCAACAGUUUGGCAUUUCUCACCCCCGCCGCCUCAUUUUGAGUAAUCUGCCCAAGAAAUUGAGCAUGUAUGAAUUUGUAUUUCAUUGCUGAGUGAUGUGAGGGUUAGCGGCGUGUGGAUGUGUGAAAGUAUGUGGAGAGACUCAUUUCUUGAGAUGUGUAAAGCAUGUGUCUUGCAUCCAAGAGCUUGUUGCUGAAGCAAAUACUUGGAUGGAGUGGGAGCACCAGUUUUUUCAUGCCAUCACCCAGGCUCCACACCCAGAUGGGAUGCUGGAGACUGUGGCAGCUUAUUUUUUAUGUUGGUUACAAUAUUUCCCUCCUUCUGCAAAAUUCGAGCAAGAUGACCCCCCUCCCACGCCUGCAACUGUCUCACCCUGCCAUUAACCAAUUAGAGAAACACUGUGUCUAUAGAUAUAUAAAUAUUAUAAAUAUAUAUAUUUUUUGAAAGUCUCUAUUUUUCAGACUUCAUUCUUUUCACCGCUUUCAGAAAUUUGCAAUUUCUCCUUUCCCUUUCAACAUUCGCUGUCUUGCCACAAAAAGUGGCACUGGAAGGUAAUGGUUCAUUUUUGUUUUGCCAUUCCAAAAAAAGAAAAAAAGGUGUAACCUUGAUACAGGGCACCCAGCAGUCACAUACAAAUACGGAUCAUCAUAGCAGGCUCAUGCAUGUCGGCAGAAAUAGCUGCUUCCAGCCAUUACCUGCUCACUGCUGCUUAUACUAACUCACUCACUGAAGAUGGAAAGUUUAAGAUCCUUCCCUGUUAGAACAUACCUACUAAUUAUGGCUUUAAAAAAAGGGCAAAGCUAAUCACUACACAUUCUUACCUGUUGCUUUUCCAGCUUGCAUUCAAGACAAAAGGCUGCGUUUUAGAAGUAGGGUUGGUAUUGUUGCCCCGAUUGUGUGUCGAUAAGACCUCCAGCUCCUCCAGCAUGGUCCGAGGCCGAGGGUUCUCAAAAUGAAUGUGCGGCAGGUGGCUGCUGGGGCGAUUCGCGCUCCAGCCCACUGAGCUUGCCACCCACCCCAAGAAUUCCUGUAUAUAUCUUGAUGGAGUCACUGUACCUCGCCUUGCUGAACUGGCAGUGUGCCUUUCCGGUCGAGUUGAGGGUCUCACAGCAGGGAUGACCAGAAUUGCCACUCAGUCCAUUUUUAUGGACUGUCAACCCAUCCAUGAUAGGUAACAACCUUCCUUGGAUAUGCAAGAGCUGAAAAAAGCAGCCCGUUUUCAAACUGUUGUCACAAGUUUGGGGAUAACAAACUGCUUUGCCUUCCACCUUCCUUGUCACCCCUGCCUGGGGGGCUGAUGAGCUAAGCCAUGUUCCUUCUGUGUUGGGCUGCCUAACCAUUGAUCCAGGAUGUGCGUGAGUGACUGGCUUGGUGAAUCAUUUUUUAAGGUCCCCUCUGCCUUUGGCCUCAGCCAUAAAAGGAUAUGGCUUGGGGAGGCUUUUUAUGACACAGGCAAAAGAGCCCCUGCUCUGGACUCAUUUAGUUUGUCUUCUGUUGAACCAUAAGUGCUGGAGGAGCUGCUAUAAUCAUCAAAUGAACGUAUGCCCUUUGUUGGUUAUCUUUCUUUUUAAAAGCAAAAGAAAAUAUUCUUUUAUUCGAAACACAUCACCUCAUUUCCAAUGCCUGGGACUGAUGUUUAAUGUAAUUUUUCCCAUGUAUGCUAUGUAAUAACAAUUCUACUAUUUCAAUAGAAGGUGUUAUAUUUUAUACACAUGCACAAAACACCCUCCUCCAUGCACAAAGAACUGCAUAAUCUUGCCAAAGAUACUGUUUAAAAUGCACUUUCCUCUUCUGUUGGUUGUACAUUUAUUGUAUGUGCUUACUUUCUUUUCUUUCUUCUAAGGCUUUGGGGUUUUUGUUUGUUUGUUUGUUGUUUGUUUUUAUUUUAAAUUUGAUGUGCAAGUGA
Molecule: messenger RNA, 10532 nt
Organism: Varanus komodoensis (Komodo dragon)
Lineage: Eukaryota; Metazoa; Chordata; Lepidosauria; Squamata; Varanidae
Gene: TNS1
Product: tensin 1
Exons: 31
Coding region: 494-5962 (1822 amino acids)
Biological process (GO): fibroblast migration
Molecular function (GO): protein binding
Source: RefSeq, a predicted model, not a curated record